AUGGCCAGCACCUGCCGCACGAGGACCUGCGUGAUCGCUGCGUCCACCACAUCUGUCUGCUCUAGCAACCUGAGCUGCGGCAGCCGGGUCUGCUCUCCCAGCACCUGUCCAGGCGCCUCCUGGCCGGUGGACAAUUGCCAGGAGAGCUACUGUGAGCCCUCAUGCUGUGCCCCCAGCUGCUGUGCCCCAACCCCUUGCCUCCUCUGCACCCCAGUGAGUUGUGUGUCCAGUCCCUGCUGCCAUUCUGCCUGUACCAGCAGCUGCACACCCUCAUUCUGCCAGCAGUCUAACUGCCAGCUCACUUGCUGCACUUCCUCUCCCUGCCAGCCAUCCUGCUGUGGUCCUCUCUCCUGCAUACCUGUAUGUUGUACACCUAUCUGCUGUGGACUUUCCUCUUGCUGCCAGCCAUCCUGCUGUGUGCCUGUCUGCUGCACACCCAUCUGUUCUGGAUCCUCCUCAUGCUGCCAGCAGUCUAGCUGCCAGCCCUCAUGCUGCCAAUUCUCCUGCUGUGUGCCUGUCUGUUGCAAGCCCGUCUGCUGUACCCCAAUCUGCUCUGGCUCCUCAUGCUGCCAGCAGUCUAGCUGCCAGCCCUCAUGCUGCCAGUCAUCCUGCUGUGUGCCUGUCUGCUGCAAGCCUGUCUGCUGCAAGCCCUGCUCCAGCGUGUCCCUGCUCUGCCGCCCUGUGUGCAGACCUGCCUGCUGUGUGCCCAGCUCCUCCUGCUGUGCCUCCUCCUGCCAGCCCAGCUGCUGCAAGCCCUGCUCCAGCAUGUCCCUGAUCUGCCGCCCUGCCUGCUCCCGGCAGGCCUGCUGUGGCCUCUCCUCGGGUCAGAAGUCCAGCUGCUGA
This is a messenger RNA of Myodes glareolus (Bank vole), 843 nucleotides long. RefSeq lists its product as uncharacterized. The record is from RefSeq and is a predicted model, not a curated record. Gene Ontology annotation, cellular component: keratin filament. NCBI's taxonomy places the organism in Eukaryota, Metazoa, Chordata, Mammalia, Rodentia, Cricetidae.